Molecule: messenger RNA, 12692 nt
Organism: Sceloporus undulatus (fence lizard)
Lineage: Eukaryota; Metazoa; Chordata; Lepidosauria; Squamata; Phrynosomatidae
Gene: SV2C
Product: synaptic vesicle glycoprotein 2C
Exons: 14
Coding region: 264-2450 (728 amino acids)
Biological process (GO): chemical synaptic transmission; transmembrane transport
Cellular component (GO): membrane
Molecular function (GO): transmembrane transporter activity
Source: RefSeq, a predicted model, not a curated record
CCCGCCUCCUCCAAGCCUCCUCGCAGCCAGCCUCCAAGGCAGCCGCAGCGCUCUCAGGCUCCGAGCAGCCAGCGGACGGCGCCGGGCUCCCCUUUCCGCCAGAGUGGAAAAGUGCAAGAGCUGUAAGAAUAUCCCUACUACAAGGAGAAUGCAGAAUUUGUUUUGGAACUGAAUGUGCUUUGGAGUCACCUGCUGUUGUUCUGUAUAACACACAGUAGUUCUUCAACACAGAAUCAAUUUGGAAACACACUGAUUAACAGAAGAUGGAUAGAUCUUAUGAGAUGGAAGACAAGACUUCAUUAGUGAAGGGGGCUCAAGACAUUGCCAAGGAAGUCAAGAAGCAAGCAGUGAGGAAAGCUAAUAAAACUACAGACAGGGCUCAAGAUGGGUAUACGGAAAGAUCUUACAAUCAGUUCCAAGGUGGGGAAGAAGAUGCAUAUUAUGCCCAAGAAGGAAACUAUGACGGAGAAGCAAAUGAAGAUGAAGGUUCAAGUGAAGCAACUGAAGGACAUGAUGAAGACGAUGAGAUUUAUGAAGGAGAAUAUCAGGGAAUCCCAAAUGCAACACAGAACAAAGAAGGAAUUGCAGCGUUAGGACAAUCCAUGCGAGAUGACUACAAGGAUCGUCUUGAACUGGAAACAGAGAGGAAAGCUGAUGAAGAAGAACUGGCACAGCAAUAUGAACUAAUCAUUCAAGAAUGUGGCCAUGGGCGGUUUCAGUGGGCCCUCUUUUUUGUCCUUGGAAUGGCACUAAUGGCUGAUGGGGUAGAGGUUUUUGUAGUUGGAUUUGUGUUGCCCAGUGCUGAGACUGACAUGUGUAUUCCAAAUUCUGGAUCAGGAUGGCUUGGUAGCAUAGUAUACCUUGGGAUGAUGGUGGGGGCCUUCUUCUGGGGAGGCUUGGCGGACAAGGUGGGAAGGAGACAAGCCCUUCUGAUAUGUAUGUCUGUCAAUGGAUUCUUUGCCUUCCUUUCAUCAUUUGUCCAGGGUUAUGGCUUCUUUCUCUUCUGCCGAUUACUUUCUGGAUUUGGGAUUGGAGGAGCUGUUCCAGUUGUAUUCUCAUACUUUGCUGAAGUCUUGGCUCGAGAGAAACGUGGUGAACAUUUAAGCUGGCUUUGCAUGUUUUGGAUGAUUGGAGGUAUCUAUGCCUCUGCCAUGGCCUGGGCAAUCAUUCCUCACUAUGGAUGGAGUUUCAGCAUGGGGUCUGCAUAUCAGUUUCAUAGCUGGCGAGUGUUUGUUAUUAUGUGUGCUCUCCCCUGUGUUUCUGCUGUGGUGGCACUUACUUUCAUGCCAGAAAGUCCAAGAUUCUUGCUUGAGGCUGGAAAACAUGAUGAAGCUUGGAUGAUCCUCAAACAGAUUCAUGAUACAAAUAUGCGAGCUCGUGGUCAGCCUGAAAAAGUUUUCACAGUUAACAGGAUCAAAACUCCCAAGCAGAUUGAUGAGCUUAUAGAAAUUGAAAGCGAUACUGGAACCUGGUACAGGAGAUGUUAUGUCAGAGUGCGCACAGAGUUGGAGGGUAUUUGGUUAACAUUUAUGAGGUGUUUCACCUAUCCAGUCAAAGACAAUACAACAAAACUGGCAACAGUAUGGUUUACGCUUUCUUUUGGCUACUAUGGAUUGUCAGUCUGGUUUCCAGAUGUCAUUAAGCAUCUACAAGCAGAUGAAUAUGCUUCUAGGAGGAAGAGUUUUGAAAAUGAGAGGAUAACAGAUUUUGACUUCAACUUUACUUUGGAAAAUCAAAUCCACUUCAAUGGGACAUUCAUCAAUGACAGGUUUACCAUGAUGAAAUUUAAAGCAGUUACUUUUCAAGAUACACUUUUUAAGAACUGUAAUUUUGAAGAUGUUACCACACUGAAUACUUACUUUAGGAACUGCAUUUUUAUGGAAACCACUUUUUUCAGCACAGAUCUUGAACCAUAUAAAUAUCCUGGCAGUGAAUUUAUAAACUGCACAUUUUAUCACAACAAGACAGGAUGUCAGAUCUCCUUUGAUGACGAUUACAGUGCCUAUUGGAUUUAUUUUGUUAAUUUCCUGGGGACUUUAGCAGUAUUACCAGGGAAUAUUGUCUCAGCUCUUCUGAUGGACAGAAUUGGGCGUUUAUCAAUGUUAGGUGGCUCUAUGAUUCUUUCUGGGAUUAGUUGCUUUUUCCUAUGGUUUGGUACAAGUGAAUCCAUGAUGAUAGGUAUGCUGUGUCUGUACAAUGGCCUCACCAUUUCAGCAUGGAAUUCCCUCGACGUCAUUACUGUGGAACUUUAUCCUACAGACAGGAGGGCAACAGGCUUUGGCUUUCUAAACGCGUUAUGCAAAGCAGCAGCUGUUCUUGGGAACUUAAUAUUUGGUUCCUUUGUUGUCAUUGCCAAAUCGAUUCCUAUUCUUUUGGCUUCUACAGUUCUGGUCUGUGGAGGCUUGGUUGGACUUCGACUCCCUGACACCAGAACCCAAGUGUUAAUGUAACUUGGGAAGGAUUGUGGAUAAAAAGCCAUUUACAAUUUGUUUUCCUCUCUUUCCAAGUGUCAUAUCUCCUGGCUGGAUGGACAAAGGCUUCAGAUUUUUAGAUCAUGGAAGAUGACCAUGUAGCAGAACUCCUACUCUCAAAAUGAAAUAUCUGUGACAAAAGAUUAGAAAAUAAAUUUAAGUCCUCUUCAAAUGUUCCCCAGAUUUCAGAAAUGUUUCUUUAGUAUUGUAGCUCCUGGAUUAUAGCAUGACCUUACUGGCUUAGAAUUUUGGGAGUUCUAGUCCAAAAAUGUAACUUUUCUAAGCUCUUAGUUUAGAAUUCACCAAACACAUGGAAGGGGAGAGAGGGGAGAGCUUGGAAACAAACCAGAAGUUAGAACUUACUGGAAUUCUCUGUUAGCUUUGGGGUUCUAAGAGUUCUACUCCACAAAAAUGACUUUUCCAAGCUCUGAGCUAUGCCUGUUGGAUCCACAUCUAGCAUCACCCAUCCCAUCAGUUCCCACCCCCACUCCCAACCAUACAUUUGGGAAAGUCUGAAGUUGGGGAGCUGCUAUGUAUAUACAGUCUCCUGUAUGAAACUGAAAACUCACAAAGACAUCUAUUCACAUAUAAGUGUGUGUGACAGCUCCUGCUUAGAAAAAUCAAAUUAAAAUCAUAAUAAUUAAUAUGCUUUUAAGAUGAGCCAUGACUUCCAGCAUAUGUUAAAUAGUCUGUAAAAUGAAAUACAGAAAUACUAUAGUCCCUUUUUCUGGGCAAAAAUUAACAUCUAUAAAACAAAUAAUUGCAGCAUUUAGAAAAGAUUGAUGAACUUCCAUUCCAUUUACGGUAUAAAUUGAGUGACCAUAUUUUCUUCUACUUAGCUACUGUAUGUGGCCUUAGAAAUUGCUUUGAAAAAUGAAAUGAAAAGAAAAAAAUAUUCUCAACUGUCCCAUCAGCUCUGGGAAUAGAAUCAUUGCUGUAAUAUUUCUUCCCUACUUAGACAACACUGGACUGCAUGCUAUCUGAACUCAGCAUAUAUCUCAAGGCAGUGCUUUCAGACUGCCAGGUAAAAAGUUUUUUUUCAUCAGUUGCCAGGUGUGGCUGUUCUGGAAAACAGAGAAUAAGAUAGCAAAAGAGAGGGAGAAAGGUGAGCCCAUAUCCCACAGAAAAAAUUUUUUUCCCCCACCCUGGUCUGCCUUGUCAUACUUGCAUUUUUCCAAAGAAAUGCAGUAGGCACAGAAAGGCACCUCUUAACUAUGUACUUUAUUCCAACGGAGUUCAGUGGGAUUUGUAAGGUGGUUACCUUUUUUCUGAAUUGAAGCCAUUAUGUUAAUGCUUCCAAGACAUUCUUUUAAUAUACACUGUAAUGUCUUAAUUUUAAUAUAAGUUUAAUUGUUAUUUCAGUUGUUCCCACAUCCGUGGAUAGUUGCAAUGUCCUUGUUGAAUUCUAUGCUCAUUGCUGAUCUCAGAGCUUUUAAAAACUAAACUGUUUUGUCAUCAGAACCCCAUUUUAAAUUUGGUCUUUUUACAGAUUUCCUUUCAUUUGGAGGAUAGGAUUUUUUAAAACCUGCUCUUAGACAUAAGGCACACUUGUGUAAUACUUCUAAAAAUGAAAUCUGAAGCCUCUGUACAGAUUGGGAGUGAUGAUCAAUCACCAGCUGUAAACCAUGCUUUUGACAUGCACUGUCCAUUUAGAUAGAUGUGGUGUUUUGUCUGCUUCCUUCCUGUAUGUAAUCACUGAAGAAUCCAGAGCCAUAACUAAGCUUAAGCUUUAGAAGGAAAAGCAAGCACCAGCUCCAAAGUAGGACUGCCACAAUACAAAAUCUCAUUAUUGUUAUUAUUGUGUUACUUUCCAAGAAUCUAAUAAUACUUGGUAUCCAAAUAGAAACUUUUAUGUGGGAUGUAGCCUUGACAGAAGGUAGGCAAGAAAAGUAGACAGAUUUUUUUUUUUUAAUAAGGCGAGGGAAGUGCACAAAGAACUACCAAAGACCUGCAUAUUCAUCUUGUUUAAGAUGUGUGGUGCAUGGUCCUAGAAGACCAGCAUUGUCUUUGUAGCCACGGGUCCCCCUUUCCCUACAUUAAUGGGAAAUAGUAAGGUGGAAAGCAUGGAAGAGAAGAAAGAUGUAGUGUGAAUCGACAGAAGAAGCCUCAGAAACCUAAGGAGAAAAAAAAUGACUGUGCCACUUCAACACAUUAUGUUUGAAAUGCAACUGGAGGACACAUAUGAUCUAGCCAUAUGAAAGCCUGUGGCUUAGAUGCAGAUGUCUUGUUGCUAAUAUAAGUCCUUUAAUGGUCCAGAUGCUAUAUAGGAUAUGAGAAAACCAAUUUUCCUUGAGCUAUAUAAGUGUUAUUUUACAGUUUCUUUAUCUUGUUAUAACAGUUUUUCAGAUACUGUUGUCUAGAAAUAGGUUUUGAACAGUACAGCUGGGAAAGCACUGAAUAAGAAGUGUCGAGACCUUUAAAUGGCUACAGCAAAGUAGAAUGGGGGUUGGACUGGAUGGCCCUUGUGGUUUCUUCCAACUCUGUGAUUCUAUGUUGUUCACUUUUAUGUAGGCUUUAUUCAGCAGCCACAUAAAAUUGAACAAUUGGGAUUACUUGCAUUUCUUUCUCAGGUUGUAAAUUACGUGUACUAUCCCUCCAAUCAGAGAAAUUCACGUUGCACUGUAAACAAAUAUAGAGGGAGGGAUGUAUCAUGGGUUGUUGCUGCCUCCCACCUUUUUUGUAAAAUAUGCAGACGGGCAAAAAAUCAUAAAUCACUCAUGCAGAAAGUAAAAUACGUACCAGUUUAAGGUGGACCUUGCAUCCCACUGCAAGGGAGAUAUGCAAACUGGCAUUUUGCAUGCUAAAACAACAAGUUGGAAAAGACAAACUGCAUGCCAGCCAUGCUUUCUUGCUUCCAGACUCUUUGCAACAUUGAAGAUACUCUCAGAAACAAUGAUUUUGUACUUAAAGCUUGUUUAAAAAAAAUCUCGACAAUAUUUCAGAUUCCUGCUCAUGUUGUUACAUGUAACUUCCCAAUCUGUUGUGCAAUGCUGCUUCUGCCUAUUCAGAUAUCCCUCUAGCUUCUACUUGUGCUAGAUGUAGAUAAAUGUUUUAUCAUCCAUAGUUCUAGCUAUCUUUUCUGUGUGGGGAAGCAUUGCUUUGUUUAAUCCUUUGAAGAAAUGCCAAUAAUCUUAUUGCUUCCACUUGGUGCAGAGCUCCAUAAGAACAGAGGAACUACCUGAUUGCAUCAAACUAAAAGCUUUUUUAGUCUGGUAGCCCAUAAAUAAGUGCUAUUAUACUACAUCUUUCCAUAGAUUAAAAAUACUUUUUUAAAUUCAAAAAGUGUUUUAAUUAUCAUUUGAAAAUUACCCUCCCCACCCUUCCUAAAGCAGUCCAUAUGUCCAGUAUUUACACCUCAUACUUUAGCUUGCUUUAAAUGUCACUAUCCAUCUCUCAAGCUCAGAAAUUGGAAAAGUCUUCUUCCUGGGACAUUCUGGGAGAUUAGUGGAAAAAGUGCUAUUCCCAGGUUCUGUUCCAGCCAGGGUCAGACUAUAGCCCUGAUUUGCUGAUCCUUAGAUACAGUCCUAAGAUUGCUGCCUUCAAGUCCAAGCUACUUUCAGCUUCUUCUUCACUGAAAUUGACAGAGGUUGGUGGCCUCAUUUACCCAAACCUUGUGAAGUUUGACAUUUUUUGAAAAUUCAAGUACCCAUAUUACAUUUUUUUCAGGAGAAGCAUUGGUCAAAUGGUUUCCCCCUGACUUUAUAAGUUUCAUUGCAGAGCAGCAAGAUGAGAUAAAUCUGUAGCUAUGAAAUUGGUGCGCACGCGCGCACACACACACACACACACUUGUAUACAUUACAAGCAGGAGAGGUUAAAAUAUGAGAGAGAAAGCCAUUGACUAAUUGUACCCACCACUGGGCAAAUAUGUAUAGAGCACUAAAAAUGCACUUCAGAGGGAAUAUGACACAUGAAAUGCAGGAAGGUUGAAAUGUAAUGAUAACACAUUUACUUCUUUAAUUGUUGCCAGUCAAUUUAAAAACCAGACUUAAGUUCUCUCAAAAAUAGCACGACCAUCAAAUGGUAGAUCUCAAAACUGUUUCAACUCCAUUUAAAGCCUGCAGUUUCAUUGACAGGAGUAAUUCCUAUCCCUUACCACUCCACUGACAUGCCUAGUUACACUGUUUAGUAGUGCUUAUUUCUCUUUGUCGAUGUUUUUAUUUUUAAACUAUAUCGCUGUUCCAAAACCAGGGAAUGGAAUCAUGUGGCCCUUAGACCACAGCAAAUCUUCAAGAUCUUUUUUCUGGCUGAGCACCACCACCACCACCCUGAAGCAAACUGGGGCCAAAGAUCCAUCCCCAAAUUGCUUUUGAUUUCUGUCUCCCAAAUGUGAGAACCACACCUCCUCUCACAAUUCUCCUCUAAAACUAGGUGUACUGUCCACACUUUGUAGCAAAAACUCUGAUUAUAACAAGUUUUUUUGUGAGGAGCUUGUGUGACUUCCAUAUCCAUUAUAUAAUUUAUACUUUGAUUAAAAUUUGCCCACAGGAGUGGAGAAUCUCUGGCCCUCUUAUCAUUUAUGUCUUAGGUCAGCCCUUUUUUGAUCAGGUGCCAACAGAUGGAUUGUACUACGACCCGUACCUUCUUAAGCCCAGAGAUCCACACUAGCUGGAUAAGAUGAGAGCUGUCAUACACCUAGGCUUGCCAGGUGAAAUACAAGGCAGGGCUUCUGCCCCUUUAAUGGUUGUGUAGAAGUGGGAAUUUCAGCAGGGGCUGCCUGCAUAAUAAGCAUAACUUCUGGCAACCCUAAAUUCAGCAUAUCUGGAGAAGGCUAGGUUAAGAGAAAGUUGUCUUAUUUUUGAGUUACCUGUAUUCAGGCCCCCCCCCCCAUAUUCUCCCCAAAUUUAUUGCAUGGCUAAAAUGUAUACAUACACACAGACAUUGUGUUUUUGUGACAAUGUUUUGAAGAAACUCUGAACACCUAUGGGGAAAAGCACAGGAAGUACAAAGAAAGCUGCUGUGCUAUUUCUUAAACAAGGGGUAGGUUGAAUCAGUAUUUUCAGCUCAGAAGCAAACAAGGCAACCAUAAUUCCUUUUCCUCUAGAUUUCCUGUCUCCCUGUUCACCAACCACACUAGCAAAGCCAGGUUUUGCAUUCAUAUUAAAUAACGUCUGUUCCUAUCAGGCAGGAAACAGCAGGAAGCACUGCUAUAUGUUUACUAGAAAUUCUUGAACGGUUUCCCCUCUUCUGUGAUUUCUGCGUUGGCAGUUUAUGAAUGUAGGUGAUGUGUGACACUGUUACUGCACCUAGUUGACCAUAUGAUUUUCCAGCAGUGAUUGGAUAUAGGAUUCAGAGAGAGGCAACGAUAGUGAAGUUGGUCUCUGUUCAUAGUAUUCUGACAGGGACAUCUCUUGGUACUUUUUUUUACAGAUAUACCAAGACUUAAAUGGUGCAAUCUGCAGCACCUAGUCAUGCACAGAUCUCUUCACUGUGAUCGAGAUCAGAAGCACUUUAUAUAGCAUGGAAGCAGAUUUAUUCAAAUAGAAAAAAAAAGUCAAAAUCCCUACAGGCCCACAUGUGCAGGCUCUUGGUGUGUCAUCAGAUAUUUUUCUGUCCUGGGUACCAGCUAUUGCUCUUUGGCCAAUACAUAUGGGUGCUUUGUGGCAUGGCGGCAGCGAUUCUAGGGCUCGGGAGCAUGCACCAACCGCACAAACCCAAGCCCUAGUACGUGUGGGCAACGCCAUUUUUGAGUGCCGCCGCCUACAUGAGGCACGUAUUGAUGACACGUGGGCACCUAGUGCCCACACGUCUCUAAAAGGAAGUGUCGUCAUAAGGGCUGUGACACAGCUCUUAUGACAUCGCAAAAAAGGAGCCACUCCAGGCGGCUCCUUUUUUACUGCACAGCUGUGCCACGCAGUGUGGUUGCCAUGGCAAUGCUGUGCAGCACAAUGGGCUGGCAUUUCCUUGCCAGUCUGUACUGCGCCUUUUGUUUCCUUUUUAAAGAAAUAAUCAUGGCUUCCAUGGGUUGGUGUAAUGGAUCUCCUUGUCCAAAUUGGCCCUGUAACUCCAACCCUUGCUGUCCUAUGACUCACCUUGCCUUUUUACCCUCAUUGGAUCUGGUCUUUGGGCCAGACUGGCCAAGUGGCUGUGUUGAUCAGUUGAUUCAAUGUAGUAAUAAAAACAAAGAUUAAUUGUAACAGAUAAAACAUCUAGCUUGUUCCUACAUUGUAACACCUCAGCUGUCUCCCUGAACUCUCUCCUCCAUGCCUCUCUUCCUAACUGGUCCUAUCCAACUCUAUUUCUAACUAGCCCUACCUCUGUUUCUAACUGACCCUAUCUGACUUUAAAAAAAGGAGCAAUCUCUAGUUUCUUUCCUCCCCCCCCCCCCACCCCAUCGACCCCACUCCCAGCAUUUAGUGAACUGGGGUUGGCUGACUCCAUCCAUGCUUGACUUGCUUCUCACUUCAUAAUUGUUGUGCAAAGAAGUACUUGGAAAAGAAAUAGAUUUCCUUCCUUAUCUCAUUUUAUUGAUUGACUGAUUGAGUGCAUGCUUUAAAGAACUUGUUGAAUCUGUUGACUUAGAUGUCUAUGUCAAUGAAAAAGAUACCUUUAGUUCUACUGCUGGAUUCCUAAUAAUCUCAUAUAGGCAUCAUAUUAUCUGUCACUUUCAUUUCUGCCUCUUGAUGCUGCUAAAAAGAACACAAUAUCCCCAACAUAUGCCUUUUGUUUUCCUAUUAAUGACAACAAUAAACACUGAGUGUGGCCCAUAUCGUAGGGUGCACUGACAACAUAGAAAUAAUGCAAUAUGACACCACUUUGAGUACUAUAGCUCCAUCAUAUGAAAUCAUAGGAGUUAUAGUUUUACAAGUUCUUUAGCCUCAUCUGCCAAAGAGAGCUAGUGCCUCACAAAACUACAAAUCCCAAAAUUCCGUAGGAUGGAGCCAUGUCAGUUAAAGUGUCAAACUGCAUUAUUUCUAUGGUGUAGGUGCACCCUUAGUGGCAGAGAAUAAUAUUGGAGUGCAAAAGAUCUCAGGAUCAUUCCAUAAGUCAAUCACUGUAUUUAUAUCUCUCCUUUUCACCAUAACUGGAACUCAGUCAUUGAGUGCUUGGUGUGUCUAGAUGGGCAGCUUCCUAUGAUAGUUUGGGGAAAAAUAAGCCUUUUGCUAUACAUUUCUUCUUAUAUCUCCAAAUAAUGCAAACACGAUUAAAAAUAAUAACAGUGUAUACUAUAAACAAUAUGCAAUGUAUAGAUACAUACGUUGAUUUUAUAUUAUAUAAAAUACAUCUCUAUACAUAUGAAGUAUAGGCAUAUAUGUUUAUAUAUUAUAUGGAAUGUAAUAUAACAUGAUAUAUUUCUUUACGGAUGCCUGUUUGUAUUUAUAAAUUUGACAACCGAAAGCAUUUUAUGAACUGUAAAAUCUAUCUUGGAAAUAUAUGUGCAAAAGGGUAAGAUCCAGCUAAAGAUCAGUCAGUCAAACCCAAAUGUAAGUCCAAACUAGACUAAAGCCAUUGAACUAAUGUGAACUUGGUAAAUCAGCAACAAAGUCCCAUUGAUUCAAUGAGUUGGGAUUUAGAAUUGGAUUUAGGCCAAACACUGGUAGGUCUGGCUGAUUUUGCUGGGAUGGAUACAGCAGAAUUCUAUGUAUGUCUACUCAGAAUUAAGUCCUACUGAAUUCAGUGGAAUUCCACCACAUGCUGAAAGAUGUAGUACUAUGAUCCCUAAUACAGCAGCUUUAGGACAAUAGGAGAGUUUAUAUUGCCACAUCCACAAAGUAAAGAUUAUCUCCCUUGCCCCCCAAGAGGGGAAAAUCUGGCUUCAGAUUACUCCUCUCAACUUUUCAUUGACACCUCCAAUGUUCUUCUUUGUAACUUUCCAAUGUUGGUAGAGACAAAAGGGGGGCAGCAGGAAGAAUAUAAUGGUCCUGGUAUUGGUCCUCUUCUGCUGUAAAAUCUGUUCAUUGUCUACCUAAAUUAUUCUUAGAAUACAUUAGAAGUACGGUCAAACAAGCUUCAUAUAAAUUCAUGGUUUUAGACUCUCCAAGGCCGCAUUCAUGCUUAUGUGCAACUUUAACAAAAACUUGUAUGAUGAAGUUAACAGUCUCUGGUGUAUUCUUCUAAUGGUCAGAACAAGAGCAGCAUGUGCUUGGGAUCCAUUUGAUCCAAAGCUAUCUUGGUCUCCAGAUACAUCCCCUGAUGGGGGCCAAGACAUCUGUGGACUGGGCCAAGGUGGGAUUCAUACCCUGCAGUGACAGAGUGAGCCACCUCCCUUGCUAAGACCAGGGGCUCCUUGUAAGAAUGACAGGGAAUGUAUACUCAGCGUCAAGGUGGUAUACAUAAUUUCCUUACCAUUGGGAAGGAAAUCAUCAAAAAAGCAAACAAAAAAGGGAACCAUGUCCCCCUCCAUCUCUUGUGUCCCAUCUGCUAUGAGCCCAAUAGGACUAGGUUAUUCUUCCACAGUUGGUUCUCCCUGCUAGUAGGAUUGAUCAGUAAAACUGUAAUCCUCUACCCAUUUAACUGACAAAAUUUUCAGUGUACAGUGGGCCCUCAUACGUUGCCGCACAUUGACUAUAAUAGGGCUUGAGCAUGCACAUUUUGUCUCAUCUGCUAGUGGGGGGGGGGAGCUGGAACUGAACCCCCGUGGAUGGAAAGGGUGCACUGUAUAUUACUUCUGAAUAAACUGUAAAUUACUUCUGAAAAUCUGUGGAAUUUACAAGUACUUAAUCCAGAUUAUUUCCAGUAUUCUAGACUGUUCCGAGGUCAUUAAUAUGUAGUGGCAGUUAAAAUUUAACCUGUCCUUGAGAACACAAAGCUUGAUACUUAAUCGCAUAAAGUUCUGAUGGUGCAAAGAAUUUGGUGGAGGUUUUGAUGUUAUAGUUUUAUCUAUGAAAAAUUGGGUCUGCAAUAGAUCUGAGAUAUGUUUUGACAUUAUCUUACUAUGUUCAUAUUUCUGCAUAUUUUGGCAUAUAAAACAAGCUGUGAGCCAUACAGAAGCAUCAUGUUUCAGCAAAUUCAGAAAAUGCUAUGGCUUUAGCAAGUAGUGUUUCCAUUUCCUUAUUUAGUACUGUAUAUGUUCUAAUUAAUGUUAUGUGUAGUUAACGGUUUCUGUGUAGUAUGUCUGCAUUUUUGUUCUUUUAUUGUUCUAUGAUGUUUCUACCCAGACAGCUAGUGCUGUUCCAGUAGUGUUCACAUAACUUAUACAUUGCUUAUUAGUAUUUCUCUCUCUCUCUCUCCUUCUCUCUCUCUCUCCUUCUCUCUCAGUGAUCUUUGACUGAUCAGAAACAGAGCCAUUGCCAAAUUGCCUUUCUAGUAUCUGUUACCUUUUAUCAAACCUUGACCAGAAUAUCCAUUGAUAGAUCCCAUUAUGGCUUAUUAGAAGCACACCCAGGACAAAAGGGGAAUAAAGCGAGUUUAUUCCAAAGUGUUGACAAUCAUUGUUUGUUUCCCUUCCAUUAUGUAAGUGAAUUUAGCUUCUCUAUGUAACUGGGAGAAAGGGUGGGUGCAUUGAAUUGCAGAACUAAGGAGUCAGCAGAAAAGUUUUUUUCUUUCUCUCCACCCACAAGAAUAAACAAAGCUUAUGGUCUAAAGGGCAACUGGAGAAUCUAAAUUCUGGCAUAUUGUUUCUAAGGGGUGAUUCUGGUUGUUGGAGAAAGAGCAUUUCUGUUUUACUACAUAAAAGGUAGAGAGCAUGCUUUGACAUGGAGUUAACAUUCCAAGGACUAGCAAAGCAGCUCUUGUUGGAUCUUGCUGUGUCCGAGGCAACUGCAGGACUAAUGUCCAAGUAAUAUUUAUAUAUGCAUAAAAUGUAUAAAUGUUUACAAAAAUCUACUUUAAUGUCAUGACUUUUAAAAAAUCACACCCCUUGUCUAAACUUCUACAUGGACACUGAAACGGUGAAGCACAUGCCAGUUAUUUACAUGUGCUUUAUGCAGUUCUAGGCAAUAAGAAGAGAGAUUCCCCAACUGUAGAUUGGAGAGUGUGGUUGUCAGCCAGAUGAAGGCUGUAUACAUUGGCUCAGAGGCAAAAAGACACCUGCUACUGCUAGAGCUGUUAUAUGUGGUAGGGGAGGUUUAAGGAAGCUUGCUGACUCAUUCAUGUGGUGGGCAAAUAAUAUAUUUAUCACAUGCUGCUGUGUGUCUUUCACAUAAGAAAAUAGUUUUACCACAGAGAGGAUGAAGCAGGCCUAUUGCCAGCUGCCCCAAAGGGUAGGACCAUGAUUUUUUGUGGGUUUUUCGGGCUAUGUGGCCAUGUUCUAGCAGAGUUUCUUCCUUACGUUUCGCCAGCAUC